UAUUUUAAGUUGCCUAUACAUCGUUUGUAAUCAAACUUUUGUCAAAAUACAAAAUAUUAGGUUAAGUUAAAUGCAAUAAAAUUAUUUACAAAAUUUAAUAAUUAUUUAAAUAUGCACGGUUUUAUUUGAUAGAGUAAAUGAAAAUGAUAGAUAAUGUUGGACAUUUUUAAGUUCCUUUUGUUAUUAAUCAAUUUUUCAUUCAUAUUAGGAGAGAAGUGUAUUAAUUUGGAUAUAAACAUAAUCCAAAAUAUUGAAAAGCAAGGAUUUCAUAGGAACAUGGUUUGGCUGAUUGACUCGCAUAUCCCUGAUGAAAAACUAUGGACAGAAGCAUCUUGCAAAGUAGCUUUAAUGUUGGAUAUUCCGGUAGAGAUGUAUGUAGAUCCAGAUCAAAUGAAUGAUUUCCAUAGGAUUGGAAAGUUGGAAGUGUUUAUUGAUGGAAAAGUAAACAUUGAAACUGUUGCUCAUCAGUCCACUACACACAGAGUGUUCAUAUAUUUAAAUAAGUUUAUUCUUAAUAGCAAACAUAUAGAAACUCUACCCAUUCAUUUAAGGUAUCAGAAAAGUCAUUUAGGAGGAUAUGGAAAAGUACCACUAAGUAAAGUAAAUUUCUUGGUAAAUUGCGUGGAACAUAAGGUAUGUGGAAAUUAUCAAGAGAUAAGAGCGCCAAAGAAAAGACAAGAUGUUGAUUCCGUGAUACCUUGGCAAAAUAUCACAUAUAAAGGACAUUUUGAUGUACUGGAGUUAUCUGUUCCUAUAGGAAAUUUAGAACAUUAUCCAUUUGUUGUAAUUAUUACAUAUUUAGUAGGAUGUGCAGGCUGUAUUUAUAUUUUAUCGAUAUUAACAAAUACAAAGAAUAAAAUUUAUAAUUUUAGUAUUUAUUUCUCUUUAAAACUGAUAUUUAUAUAAUCAGAAGAAACUUCCAUUAGUAAGUUUAAAUAUACAUUUACUUACUGCCUAAAUUUCUAGUUACUUACAACUUUAAAAUCAUGAAUUUUGACUGGAUUGCUUUUGACUGAUACAAGUAC
This is a messenger RNA of Sitophilus oryzae (rice weevil), 1025 nucleotides long. RefSeq names its product phosphatidylinositol-glycan biosynthesis class X protein-like. The record is from RefSeq and is a predicted model, not a curated record. Lineage: Eukaryota; Metazoa; Arthropoda; Insecta; Coleoptera; Curculionidae. Gene Ontology annotation, cellular component: endoplasmic reticulum membrane. Gene Ontology annotation, biological process: GPI anchor biosynthetic process. The transcript is spliced from 5 exons. The coding region runs from base 154 to 906 and encodes 250 amino acids.